GAUCAUGUGACUACUUAGUCACGUGAUACUCCAACAACAAGGGAGUGCGUUUACGUCUCAUUUUAUAUCUCAUCGUUCAAGUUAAUAAAACAUGAUCCUCCGAAACCAAGCAUAUUCUCUAUCGGUCUUGUAUCAUAAUAACACAUAUCCUGCAUCUAAGCCAUUAACUAGUAAGGACUACUCCGUACACAUUAUUUUUACGAACACGAAUUAGAAAGAGAUCAUAAAGCGGUUGACCGAGCUGCCAAUGCCUGUCGUGAUAAGGCUUUAGCUUCUUCAUGAGCGUAUUCUUUAUGGCUGGGGUCGCAGAUCAUGUUAUCUGAUUGUAACCCCGCUCACGGUUAACGUUAACCCCAAAAAGCCUCCUACAUAUCAGAUACUUGGUAGAUUGUCAUACCCUUCCUAGUUCAACUCCAAGCUUCUCUGGUGCGCCUAUCUCCAAGAUAUCGGGCUUGUUAUCUUGGUACAGGGGUAGAGCUCACCGCAGGAUUACAUAUGACAUAUGAUACUAAACAAUGUAGUCAAUACCUAGAAAAUAGAGAGAGAGGUAUUAUACUAAUUCACCUACAACUUCAGAGAGAAACUGUGAUUCAGCCCGUCUGAAUUGGUUUGUUAGAUCGUGAGACUUUUUGGAUGUUGUAUAAUCCGCGCAAAGGAAUGCGACACUUCUUAACCCUAGAAUAAUUGUAAAAGAAAAUAGACAGGUAUAUAAAGAUGAGGGCUCAUACCAUACCCCUCCUGCUGCCUCUCAUCGGCACAGCAAUAGCAGUACCAUUCUCAAGCAAAAUGCAUAGAAGAACCGCUCUCGCUAUCAUCGACGUCCAGAACGACUUCAUCAACGGCUCGCUGCCGAACCCGCGAGCCCCGUCGAUCUUGCCCAAGAUCUACAAGCUCCUGGACAACCACGAAUGGCCGUUCAUCGUCGCGUCGCAAGACUGGCACCCCGAAGGCCACGUCUCCUUCGCCUCCGCGCACCUCGGCAUGUCCCCGGGCGAGGCCGUGAACAGCAGCUUCGUGGACACGCCGACGAAGCUCGAGACGCAGGCGCUGUACGCGGACCACUGCGUGCCAUCGACCUGGGGCGCGGAGCUCGAGGCGGGCGUGCAGCGGCGGCUGCACGCGCUCGAGGGGUUCCGCGCGCCCGUGCACUACGUCAAGAAGGCGCAGGACCACCGCGUCGACGCCUACUCCGCGUUCGCCGACAACCAGCACCACCGCUUCACGACGCUGCACUCCGAGCUGGGCCUGCACGGCAUCGAGACGCUGGUCGUGGCGGGCCUGCUGACGGACGCGUGUGUAAAGGGGACGAGCAUCGAUGCGGUGAAGUUGGGCUACGAGGUUGUGCUGAUCGAGGAUGCGACGGAGACGCUGGGGGACGAGGAGAAGGAGGAGGCGAUGAGGGAGAUGGAGGAGGGGUGGGGGGUUAGGGUUUUGAGGCUGGGGGAGUGGGAGGAGGAGGUUUGGGGGGAGAGGAGAGGGAGGGAGAGGAGGGUGGUGGGGGGGAUGGGGAUGGGGGGGAAGAGGAAGAGAGGGUUGUUGUUGUAGAUGGAUAGGUGUGUACUAUUUAUGUAGGUGGGAGGUAAAUUAAUAUGUAAGUCGGCGUUGUGUGUGGAGUGGCAAAAGAAGGUGGUGAUAGUUACUAGAAAGCCUCACGAAGGGGUGGUGAAGUGGGUGAGCAAAAAUAAAC
Hypoxylon fragiforme is the source of this 1687-nucleotide messenger RNA. RefSeq names its product Isochorismatase hydrolase. Bases 715 to 1545 code for a protein of 276 amino acids. The transcript has 3 exons. The record is from RefSeq and is a predicted model, not a curated record. NCBI's taxonomy places the organism in Eukaryota, Fungi, Ascomycota, Sordariomycetes, Xylariales, Hypoxylaceae.